Molecule: messenger RNA, 726 nt
Organism: Ramularia collo-cygni
Lineage: Eukaryota; Fungi; Ascomycota; Dothideomycetes; Mycosphaerellales; Mycosphaerellaceae
Exons: 1
Coding region: 1-726 (241 amino acids)
Source: RefSeq, a predicted model, not a curated record
AUGGACGAGUCGUGGGACACCCCGUGGUCCUUGUAUGGUGGCAUGGAAUGGGACUCCGAGAGCGACGAUAGCUCAAGCAAAGAGAUGGAUCUCGCUCCGAAUCCGCUUUCCGCACCGGGCGAUGGCAUCGAAGGUGAUGGAGUCGCUACCAGCACUCCUUCGUCUACCCGCGGCCAGGAGAGUCUCGUCGAUACUGCAGCAUCCUCUCGCACGAUUGAGGAAUUGAUCGCUUCGCUCCCUCAGGAGCUCAAGGGCGAGAUACUCGAUCUCACACUGCCCGCCUCAAUCCCCAGCAAAAGCCAUCUCCAAUGGGACCACCUGCGUCAAGCAUACGUUACCUCUAGCACAGAAGAGUUCCGCCAGACGCAAUCCGCGUUCGUUUAUCGGCACCGUCCUAAUGCGCACAGUGCUCGUUUCAACGACAUGCAGCCCGGAAUCUACCGUUUCAUCGACAUUGAUGCUUUUGACACAAUGAAACGCACGCUCGUCUUUAAGAAGGAUGCAAAGCUGGAUAACGUCAUACCAUUGUUCACCUCGCACCAGUACAAGACUCCUCUCGCACUUCAACUCAAUUCCGAGUCGAGAGCUUUUUGGGAGAAAGAGUUCUAUGGCAAUACUGUGUUCUGGGUUCCUGCUCGUGCUGUUCCGGCCUUUAACUCCUGGAUUCGGAAGAUGGAUGUGCGUCAGCGAGAUAAGAUGACCUUCUUUCUCGGGGUUGAAGGCUGA